This is a messenger RNA of Nycticebus coucang (slow loris), 1721 nucleotides long. RefSeq names its product serine/threonine-protein kinase pim-1-like. Gene Ontology annotation, biological process: negative regulation of apoptotic process; protein autophosphorylation. The record is from RefSeq and is a predicted model, not a curated record. Gene Ontology annotation, cellular component: cytoplasm. Lineage: Eukaryota; Metazoa; Chordata; Mammalia; Primates; Lorisidae. The transcript has a single exon. The coding region runs from base 248 to 1186 and encodes 312 amino acids. Gene Ontology annotation, molecular function: protein serine/threonine kinase activity; ATP binding.
CAACAGCAAGAGCAACAGCCACCAGCUCUCUGUCCCACGGUGCUGCCGCACGAUCUUCACGAGCCGCUCACCCUGCUGCAGCCUGUCCCGGCAGUGCCCCCAGUUGUCCUCCGACUCGCCCUCGGCCUUCCGCGCCAGCCGCCGCCACAGCGCCAGCCAUAGACACAGCCACCGGCACAACCCCAAUCCCUGCUACUGCUGCGGCUCCUCCGGGCACGGUCCCUGCGCCGACACCCUGGAGGUUGGGAUGCUCUUGUCCAAAAUCAACUUGCUUGCCCACCUGCGCGCUGCGCCCAGCAACGACCUGCACGCCACCAAGCUGGCGCCCGGCAAGGAGGAGCCCCUGGAGUCCCAGUACCAGGUGGGCCCGCUACUGGGCAGCGGCGGCUUCGGCUCAGUGUACUCAGGCAUCCGUGUCUCCGACAACUUGCCGGUGGCCAUCAAGCAGGUGGAGAAGGACUGGAUUUCCGACUGGGGAGAGCUGCCCAAUGGCACCCGAGUGCCUAUGGAAGUGGUCCUGCUGAAGAAGGUGAGCUCGGGCUUCUCCGGCGUCAUUAGGCUUUUGGACUGGUUUGAGAGGCCCGACAGUUUCGUCCUGAUCCUGGAGAGGCCCGAGCCGGUGCAAGACCUCUUCGACUUUAUCACCGAAAGGGGGAACCUACAAGAGGAGCUGGCCCGAAGCUGCUUCUGGCAGGUGUUGGAGGCGGUGUGGCACUGCCACAACUGCGGGGUGCUCCACCGCGACAUCAAGGACGAGAACAUCCUUAUCCACCUCAAUCGCGGCGAGCUCAAGAUCAUCGAUUUUGGGUCGGGGGCGCUGCUCAAGGACACCGUCUACACGGACUUUGAUGGGACCCGAGUGUAUAGUCCUCCAGAGUGGAUCCGCUACCAUCGCUACCAUGGCAGGUCGGCAGCUGUCUGGUCCCUAGGGAUACUGCUGUACUAUAUGGUGUGUGGAGAUAUCCCUUUUAAGCACGACGAAGAGAUCAUCAGGGGCCAAGUGUUCUUCAGGCAGAGGGUUUCUUCAGAGUGUCAGCAUCUCAUUAGAUGGUGUUUGGCUCUGAGACCGUUAGAUAGGCCAACCUUCAAGGAAAUCCAGAAUCAUCCCUGGAUGCAAGAUGUCCUUCUGCCCCAGGAAACUGCUGAGAUUCAUCUCCACAGCCUAUUGCCUGGGCCCAGCAAAUAGCCUUUCUGUCAGGUCCUCCCCUCCUUGUCAGAUGCUUAAGGGAGGGGAAGCUUCUGUCUCCAGCUUCCCGAGUACCAGUGACACUUCUCGCCAAGCAGGACAGUGCUUGAUACAGGAACAACAUUUAUAACUCAUUCCAGACCCCAGGCCCCUGGAGGCUGCCUCCCAGCAGCGGGGAAGAGAGACACUCCAGGAGCCCUAGGCCUCAACCUCUCCUGUAGAUACUCUCUCCUCAUAGGUGUCCAGCAUUGCUGGACUCCCAAAAAUUCUGGGGGUGGGGGUGGGUCAGAACCCUGCCACAAAACUGUUUCCUUCAUCACAAGUUCUGCUGAAUGCCGUGACGGGUCGGGUAAGGGGGGGAAACAAGUUGGGAUGGGAUAGGACUAGCACCAUUUUAAGUCCCUGUCACCUCUUCCGACUCUUCUGAGUACCUUCUGUGGGGACUCCGGCUGUGCUGGGAGAAAUACUUGAACUUGCCUCUUUUACCUGCUGCUUCUCCAAAAAUCUGCCUGGGUUUGGUUCCCUAUUUUUCAUC